This is a messenger RNA of Mesorhabditis spiculigera, 732 nucleotides long. Lineage: Eukaryota; Metazoa; Nematoda; Chromadorea; Rhabditida; Rhabditidae. The record is from the annotation of a GenBank genome assembly.
AUGGAAGAUCUUAUUGCAAUCCUUGAUGAGAUCCGCCAGCAACUCCAUCAAUGUGCCCUCAUAUUUUAUGCAGACCCCGCCAUUCUACAGGGAACUCAGCUUCCAACAAAACAAUCAAAGUCCGAGACCUAUGAGUUGACCAGCAAAAAUGCGGCAGACGGGUUGAAAGCGAAGUUAACGCUACUCGCCGAAAAUGUGAUAAUGGCUGAGGUGCAGUUCAAGCACCCAAAAACUACGGGUGGCCACUAUCGCGGGACAGCGCAGCCGGAAGUACAGUGGAAACUUACUCAAAUACAGGAUGCCCGGAAUCUCUGCCAACGUUCGCAUGACGAUGUCCGCGCCCUAAUACAAACACUAAUCGAUGAACCAAAUCUCGAAGAACCGGGUCGAGCAGCUGUUCGAGAAGUUGCCGAAUCGAUAAAAGUUUCGUUGUUGACCGCGAGGAAUACUCUGACUAUCCCGAAAAAACGAUCUCUCUUGGAGUUAUAUCAUUUUGCGCCUACCAAAAAGUUUCAACCUCCGCUAUCUCAGGAUGUCUUAUUAUCGUUCUACGUAAGCGGCGCGAAAAUCGUCUGCGCCUCCUACCAAAUGCUCGCAAAAUCGGCGGCUCCCACGCAGUCAUUGGCCGUCUCGGUGGCCGAAUGCCCAUUGGACGGCUUCGAUCAUGCCCUCUACCUACUAUCGGCAUCGAUCAACAAUCUUCAACAACUUGUACAUCUCAUAGAAGCUAUA